UUCCAUUCAUUCAUUGACAGACCAACUGCCCGCCAAACCAGAAAAGCGCGAGUGGCUGACACAGCAUGUUCCACAUACAUCUCUCAAAUUUGCUUUCUUCAUCUGCCACUACUGCCCAUCACCAUAUCCUCGUCGCCGCCGCCGGGCCCAGACAACAACGCACGUUCCCAAAAUCAGUCCGUAAUUACAACCCUUCCAUAAGGGCAUAGUCGUCAUUCAAAUUCCAUAUCUAUAUAUACCACUCCACUCACACAUUCCCUCCCCAAACCAGACACUUCGCAAUCAGCUACAAUGGCAGAUUCGUCAGACGCGAAUCCCCCAACCACCCAAAAUUCCCAAACCAUCCUCGAUGGCAACCAGCUGAUCGCAAAGGCCCUUGCCCGUUUCGGUGUGGAUCGCAUGUUCGGCGUCGUCGGCAUCCCUGUGACCUCGCUCGCAACCCGUGCGGUUUCUCUCGGAGUCCGAUUUAUCGCCUUCCACAACGAGCAGUCGGCGGGUUACGCCGCCUCUGCCUACGGGUUUCUAACGGGUCGACCCGGUGUCCUCCUAACUGUAUCGGGCCCCGGAUGCGUUCAUGGGCUCGCGGGUCUUUCCAACGCCAUGGCCAAUGCUUGGCCCAUGGUGAUGAUCUCCGGUUCGUGCGAUCAGAAAGAUUUCGGCCGAGGCGAUUUCCAAGAGCUCGACCAGAUCGCCGCCGUGAAACCCUUUUCGAAAUUCUCUGUGAAAGCUAAAUCAAUCAAGGAAAUACCGGAUUGUGUGUUUCAGGCCCUUGCUAAAGCCGGUUCGGGCAGACCCGGUGGGUGCUAUUUAGAUUUUCCGUCUGAUGUUUUGCAUCAAACAAUUUCCGAGUCGGAUGCUGAGAGCUUAGUGGCUGCUGCGGAGAGGUUCCGAGAGCCGGAGAAGGUUGUGAAUGUGCCAAGUUCGCAGAUUGAAGAAGCGGUUUCGCUGCUUCGACACGCAGAGAGGCCUUUGAUUGUGUUUGGGAAAGGAGCGGCAUUUGCGCGAGCGGAGGAUGAGUUGGGUAAACUGGUGGAGCGCACUGGAAUCCCAUUCUUGCCCACUCCAAUGGGAAAGGGGUUGUUGCCUGAUACUCAUGAGCUGGCCGCGACGGCAGCAAGGUCGCUGGCAAUCGGGAAAUGUGACGUUGCUCUUGUUGUUGGUGCGAGGCUGAAUUGGCUUUUGCACUUUGGUGAGCCGCCCAAGUGGUCCAAGGACGUGAAGUUCAUUUUGGUUGAUGUUGAUAAGGAAGAGAUUGAGCUCAGAAAGCCCCAUUUGGGUUUGGUUGGAGAUGCAAAGUUGGUGUUGGAAAAGAUCAAUAAAGAGAUUAAAGAUGAUCCUUUUUGCUUAGGGAAGUCUCAUUCAUGGGUUGAAGCUAUAUCGAAUAAGGCCAAGGACAAUGUUGUGAAAAUGGAGGCUCAGUUGGCUAAGGAAGUUGUGCCAUUUAAUUUCUUAACGCCAAUGAAAAUUAUUAGAGAUGCAAUUUCAGGAUUGGGGAGCCCUGCUCCUAUAUUAGUUUCCGAGGGGGCAAACACUAUGGAUGUCGGUCGGGGAGUGUUGGUUCAAACAGAGCCUAGGACCAGGCUGGAUGCAGGGACUUGGGGGACAAUGGGGGUUGGUCUGGGUUACUGCAUUGCGGCUGCUGUGGCUUCUCCUGACCGGCUGGUAGUUGCAGUGGAAGGCGAUUCUGGAUUUGGGUUCAGUGCAAUGGAAGUUGAGACAUUGGUUCGAUACCAGUUCCCUGUUGUUGUGAUAGUCUUUAACAACGGUGGUGUAUAUGGCGGUGAUCGAAGAAGCCCAGAUGAAAUUAGCGGGCCUUACAAAGAUGACCCUGCUCCGACUUCUUUUGUCCCUAGUGCGGGUUAUCACACUCUGAUUGAAGCUUUUGGAGGCAAAGGCUAUCUUGUUGGGACACCUGAAGAACUCAAGUCUGCCCUUUCAGAAUCCUUCUCAGCACGAAAACCAGCUGUUAUAAAUGUAAUAAUUGAUCCUUAUGCUGGUGCAGAAAGUGGGAGGCUUCAACACAAAAACUGAUGGUAGGCCUCAGCUGCGUCUUUUCACGCCCCUUUUCUGUUGGUAAAGUUGCUUCUUGUAUGAAUAAAACUUGCAUCAGCUUUCUAGUUACCAUUCCAUCACGAAUUGUACUCCUCACAAAGUUCUGAUAGACCUGUAGAUUAAAGAGACUUUCAAAUGAAUGCUAUUGACUCUUUGACUCAAAGGGUCCUACCAUUUUUGUUUAUAAUAUUGUGGUUCGAAAGUGUUCUGCAUAUGAUUUUGUUGGAAAAAAUAAAAAUAAAAACAUUGUUAUAAAUCUAUGAAAUGUGGACGACCACCAUAACAUCUAUUACGUCCACCCUUUAUUGCUU
This is a messenger RNA of Prunus persica (peach), 2363 nucleotides long. RefSeq names its product 2-hydroxyacyl-CoA lyase. Gene Ontology annotation, molecular function: magnesium ion binding; thiamine pyrophosphate binding; catalytic activity. Bases 292 to 2031 code for a protein of 579 amino acids. The transcript is spliced from 2 exons. Gene Ontology annotation, cellular component: peroxisome. Gene Ontology annotation, biological process: fatty acid alpha-oxidation. The record is from RefSeq and is a predicted model, not a curated record. Lineage: Eukaryota; Viridiplantae; Streptophyta; Magnoliopsida; Rosales; Rosaceae.